AUUCUUAUAAUAAUUCAUUUAUUAUUAAAAAGCAGAUAUGAAUGUAUUAGAGUGUAUGGUAAGCUGUUCAUAUGACAGCAGCCACAGAGUUCUUUUAAAGAGGUUACCGUACCAUAAAAUAAGAUGCUUGGCGAAUAACCCAGCGGCUAGGGCUGGGGCUUCAACCACCAAUUGGAAUAAGGUUGGGACGCAGACCUUUCCGGAGCCCAAUCAACAAAAUGAAGAAGUGUGGGAGCUCCCGGAGCACAAUCAACAAAAAGAAGAAGUGUGGGAGCUUCCAGAGCCGAAUCAACAAAAAGAAGAAGAGUGGGAGCUCCUGGAGGGUCCAUCCAGGAGCUAUUUGGAUCAACUCCCACCUUUAAAAAUAAAGCCUAGGAAGAAAAAAAAUAAAACGUUUUGUUGA
Messenger RNA from Brassicogethes aeneus, 403 nucleotides. The record is from the annotation of a GenBank genome assembly. Lineage: Eukaryota; Metazoa; Arthropoda; Insecta; Coleoptera; Nitidulidae.